AAUGACGGUUAUCAGCAGUCUUCUCCUGACACUGACAGCAUAGGGGACAUCUUCACUGAUCAUCAGUCCCCUGAUGAGCAGUGUAGCCCCAUCAGUGCCACCUGUCAGUGUCCAUCAAUGCCACCUGUAAUUGCCCAUCAAUGCCACAUACCAGUGCCUACCAGUGCACAUCAAUUUCACAUAUCAGUGCCCAUCAGAGCUGCCUUUCAGUGCCAACUAUCAGUGCAAGUCAGUGUUGCCUUUCAG
Molecule: messenger RNA, 246 nt
Organism: Staurois parvus
Lineage: Eukaryota; Metazoa; Chordata; Amphibia; Anura; Ranidae
Source: the annotation of a GenBank genome assembly